Prorocentrum cordatum is the source of this 2474-nucleotide messenger RNA. Lineage: Eukaryota; Dinophyceae; Prorocentrales; Prorocentraceae. The record is from the annotation of a GenBank genome assembly.
CAGCAACCGAGGCGCCGAAGAUCACCCCAAGAUGGUCCGUAGCCACUUUGGCUCGAGCUGUUCCUCCUUGCAGACGCAGUCGGCAUGCCCUGACAUACUGGUAUGGUGACAUCCGCUAACUUUCGCGAUUUACACAUCGCGGAGCCUGGCUGCGCUUCGUGCUCUCCGCGCUGCUGCUGAGGGAGCUUGCGCCGCGCCCCCACGCCAUCCAGGCGAGAUCGCCAGCCUCGAUGGGCGCCGGUGUGGACCUGGACGCCCUGGUGCUGGCCGAGGAGUCCAGCAUGCACAACCGCGCCAUGACGUUGCAGGCAUCGAUGGAGAGCGAGGAGGGCGGCCAGGUGGGGACCACCUUGUCUCCAGAACAGCGCACGGUCGCCCACCUUCAGAAGUAUGAGAAGGGCUUCAUCGUGGAGCUGACCAUGACCGAGACGCAGGAGACGGGAAAGCUGAUGGAAUUGCGGUAAAUUGCGCCGAUCUCCAGCCCGCCAAGGUAAUCACGAUCCAGAAGAAGGGCCUCAUCACGGAGUGGAACAAGAACAACCCGGACAAGGAAGUGCACGUGGGCGACGGCGUCGUUCGCGUCAACAGCAUCCAGUGGCACGCGAACACGGAGACAUUUAUCAAUCAUAUCGCCGGCCAGUUCAAAACCAGGCGCAAAGGGCUAGAGGGGACGGAUGACAUAUUUCCAUCCCUUCUCUUUCCCUUUCUCUGCCUUCACCUCCCCCUGGCGUUGUUUAUCCUUUGCGCCAUUCUCGAGCUUUGCAGAUUUAGAGCCUCAGAGCGGUACGAACACAUGUCCACGCUCCAUGCUUGCCUCAAUGGGUGUAUCUACAACCCCCAUGAGAGGAAGCGGGUGCCUUACAUAAUCUGGGCGGAGGCGAGUCCAUGUCCAUGCUCAAUGCGCGCUUCAAUGGGCGUGUCUACAGACCCACUGGAGCUGGGGCUGUUAUUGAAUAUCGUUUGCGGUGAAGGAACAGUUGUCAGGCUUUACAUCCAGAGGCCGAGGGUUUGGCAGUGCAACUGUUUUGCUUUGCAGCGGGAAGACGCUUACACAACAUUAUACGCUAUGAAUCGCCCAGCUGUUCAUGCCCGAUAAGCUAUACAGCUCCCUUGCAGGAUCAUGGGCUGGUCCCUUGGCCUCCAGCAUGGACAUGCGUGGACCCAGGAAUGAAUGCCGGUCGUCAUCAAGAAGAUCGAAGAAUGCGGCUCAGUGGCGCAGUGGAACAACGAACACCUGGACCAGUUGAUCUUGGGAGGAGACCAGGUCUUACAGUUCGAAACGUAUUUUUCAUUACAAAGCCACGAUUUGGAUGAUGGUCCUGAGAAACACUACAGGUCCGCCACCGUGGGCAACAGGAACAACAGGGCGGCGCUCGCUCGAGUCCAGAGGCCGCGGUGUAUCCAGGAGGCCUCCGAAGAGACGCAUCCAAUAGGGGGAAUCUUCCAGGAAGAGCAGCGGUCUAUCCAGAUCAACCUCCCUCAGGCCGCGAGCCCCUUCACCUGAUUGGUUGGGAGAUCGCGCCCUCUAGUCGCUUCUGCUCCCGUCCUUCGGCAACCAUUCUCAAUGCGAUUCGUUCUACUUCUGAUGAUCACCGACGCGUGCCGCGCCUGGUUUAAAAAGGUAUAACACCGUGCACCCCGAGACUAAUCGUUGUUGGCGAUUUUAUCGUCGUUGUGAAUGGUUCUUCUUGUGAACGGCACAAGACGGCUCAGGACUUGUCACAGCAGAGUAGCCGCCUGGAAGGGAUUGCCUGUAAUUCUUACGCUGUGGAGGCCUACUCGGCUUGCCACCAAGGGCCGCGAAAACAUGGAGCAUGGCUUGCAUAUAGAGCCCAAGGAUAUGGAGCACUUUAGAUGAUGCGGAGCACAACCACACCCGAGCCUCCGCCACUGUUGUCUGGUUCUGGCAUCCUCGCAAAUCUGCCGAGAAUUGCAGCACAGGGCGACGAGUACGAGGCGGCCAUGGAGGCCGAGUUCGGCGGGCGCACAGGAUCGCUUGCGCCGGCCCCCCCGAACCCACUCGACGGCAGCGGGUCGAAACCGCCCGCAGCCGCGCGCCACGGCGCAGCGCCCAAGGCCUCGGCCGACGGCAGCGCAUUGCCCGCUGACGGCGGCGCAGCAUCGAUUGCUGCGCCGAGGCCCAAGUCGCCGCCCGCCCUGUGCCCGGCGUUGAAGGCGCCGCCAAUCUGCCAGCACAGGGCUUGGACCAAGGCGCCGCAGCCUGAGGCGCGUUUCGCCCCUGUGCUGUGCUCCGGGCUUGUCGACGCGCACGGGCCCGGCCCACGGCGCUUCCGUCUGCCCAUUGCAGGUUGGUGCCGCCCUACGUGCCAACGCCGCGGCCCUGAACUGCCCAUGGCGCUGAUGACCGAAGGGGCCGGCAGAGAGUGGCAUCAAAGGGCGCUCGAGUGAUACACCAGACCGUCCACCACGCCGCCCGUGCCCCGCUGCGCAUAGGAAGAAUGGGACGCGUGGGG